This is a messenger RNA of Diaporthe amygdali, 1053 nucleotides long. RefSeq names its product carbohydrate kinase. The coding region runs from base 1 to 1053 and encodes 350 amino acids. The record is from RefSeq and is a predicted model, not a curated record. The transcript has 4 exons. Gene Ontology annotation, molecular function: ATP-dependent NAD(P)H-hydrate dehydratase activity. NCBI's taxonomy places the organism in Eukaryota, Fungi, Ascomycota, Sordariomycetes, Diaporthales, Diaporthaceae. Gene Ontology annotation, biological process: metabolite repair.
AUGGAGGCUGAUAUGUCAUCCGCAACCAAGGAGAUCCUCGGCCGCGUGCGGCAGCUGGUCCCGCCCAUGCUGGAUCAGUUCCACAAGGGGCAGCUGGGCCGUAUCGGCGUCAUUGGUGGCAGCGAGGACUACACAGGCGCACCGUACUUCUCGGCUAUGGCCAGCGCACGGCUGGGAUGUGACAUGUCCCACGUGAUCUGCACGCCCGGCGCAGCGUCCGUCAUCAAGACGUACUCGCCCAACCUGAUGGUGCACCCACUGAUGCGGCAGAGCCCCAACCCGCAGUCAUCAGACCAGUCGGCGUCCGACGAGCCCGCCGAAAAGGUGGCAUCGCGCAUCAUCGACAUGCUGGCGCGCAUCCACGUGCUGGUCAUCGGGCCCGGGCUGGGCCGCGACCCGCUGAUGCAGGACACGGUGGCGCGGGUGGUGAAGGCGGCGCGCGAGAAGGGCACCCCCGUGGUGCUGGACGCGGACGCCCUGCAGGUCGUGCAGAAGCAGCCCGAGCUCGUGCGCGGCUGGCCGCUCGCCGUGCUGACGCCCAACAUCGUCGAGUUCGGCCGCCUUUGCAAGGCCCUCGGCGUCGAGGAGCAGGUCCAGAAGGCGGCCGAGUCGGCUGGCCAGGGCGAUGAGAGCAAGAAGGAGACGGCCAAGGUCGAGGCGCUCGCGCGCGCGCUCGAGGGCGUGACGAUCGUGCAGAAGGGCUUCAACGACUUCAUCUCGGACGGCGAGACUACCCUCACCGUCGACCUCCAGGGCGGCAAGAAGAGGAGCGGUGGGCAGGGUGACACGCUCACCGGGAGUAUUGCUACGUUUUUGGGCUGGAGGACGGCGUACCUCGACGGUCUCUGGGACCACGGUGGGAAGCUAAAUGAGAAGGAGCUUGUGCAGCUGGCGGCUUUCGGCGGUGCUGCCGUAACGAGAGAGUGCUCUCGGCUCGCCUUCAACAAGAAGGGCCGCAGCCUGCAGGCUAGCGACCUGACGGACGAAGUACACACAGCCUUCCUCAACAUCUUCGGGCAGGAGGAUCCGGAUGCUGGAGGAGCCAAGCUAUAG